AUGUCUCCAUGUUCGACAUCUCGAAUCACGAGCAGAGCCUAUGCUACGCUGAAAGCAAGGACUGCCCCCAUUCUCCGCACGCAACGAGAUCCACCACGCUCCUCACCUGCAUCCGCACCUGCACCUCCUCCACCGCCUGGCUGGACGCCCUCACCCUCCCUACGCCGUACCGCCCGCAUCUUAGCAUGGAGCACCAAUGUCCUUGCAGGUCUAUGUGCCAUAACCUUUAUCCGCGACAACAUCCUGCGCAUCGACGUGAUCCGCGGAGCCUCCAUGGCGCCAACCCUCUCUCCCACAGUCCACGAGACCGGCGUUGAAGACUGGGUUGUCAUUGCACCGGUGCGCGAGCAGCCACCCAAAGUCCAAUACAAAGAGGGGAGAGCGUACGUCGAGGACAGCGAACAGAAGGAGGGCGAAGGCGUGCGGAGGGGAGACGUUGUAACGUUUUGGAAACCGCACAGGCCUGAAGAGAUCAGUAUCAAGAGGGUGGUUGCGCUACCGGGGGACAUUGUCUAUCCUAAGCGCGGGUAUGCGCUCGAUCCUGAGACUGUGCGCCGGCCUCGUAGUCAUAACUUGGACGGGCUGCCUGAAGCAGAUGAGGAUGCAAUUGGUGGAGAGCUGCAAGACUUGGACCUGGGGAAGGUGGUCGUGCCGUAUGGGCACGUGUGGGUCGAGGGAGACAAUUGGCGCAAUAGUUUUGACAGUAGGGAUUUUGGACCAAUUGCCAAGGGACUGAUUGAAGGGCGGGCAGUGAAAAUUUGGAGGGGAUGGGCAGAUUGGAGGGAUGUUGGGGACGAGCGGGAGAAGAAAGGGAGGAGUCAAGUUGUGAGGGGUAAGGGAGAGGUACCCAAAGUGUUUCUGGAGUGA
Molecule: messenger RNA, 867 nt
Organism: Ascochyta rabiei
Lineage: Eukaryota; Fungi; Ascomycota; Dothideomycetes; Pleosporales; Didymellaceae
Exons: 1
Coding region: 1-867 (288 amino acids)
Cellular component (GO): mitochondrial inner membrane peptidase complex; membrane
Molecular function (GO): serine-type endopeptidase activity
Source: RefSeq, a predicted model, not a curated record